UGAUUGGCAAGUACUACCAAAACAAACCUUAUCAAAUAGCUAAGAUAAGUGAGUGAUAAGUUUCAGUCGAAGUUAGAUUUUUGAGCCAAGUGAUGGAGCGACGUUACACGUGAAAUGUAUUUAUUUAAAUGUUUCGUUCCUAACUGGUUUGUGGUCCUUUUAGUUGCUUGUUACGGUCUAUAUAGGUGGGCUGUUGCGAAACAUGAUCACUUUCUCAAACGGGGAAUUGAUCAUGACAAGCCAUUGCCGUUCUUUGGAACUUUUAAGAAUCUGUAUCUGCGCGCCGACAGUCAUUUCGGGGUUGUAAUGAAGCAGUAUGAAAAGUAUAAGCAUAAAAGUUACUUUGGGAUAUACGAACAUCGAAAUCCUAUACUAGUAGUAAGCGACCCAUCACUCAUACGACAAAUCACUGUCACCGACUUUGAUCACUUCAUGAACCAUGGUGAUAUGUUCAACAGCACUACAAUCCAGGAUCUGACUUUUGCCAUGCCCAAGGAUAACAAAUGGAAAAGUUUAAGGACUAAACUGCUGCCAUGCUUCCGAUCAGAGAAUCUACGUUUUAUGUUUUAUCUGAUCGAAGAGUGCUCCCUGUUAGCUAUAUACAAUCUGAAAAACGAGACUGAAUCUAGCUCAAUCAUUGAAAUCAAUAUCUUUAAUUUUUUUUGCGCGGUUCUUCAUAGAUGCAUUAGCAGCCACCACGUUUGGAAUGAGGCCGAAUUCUGUUUCAUUCAAGGAGAAUAUGUUUUUCAACCAAAUUCUUGGAGCAAUAGAUAUAAAUCCUAUGCUUUACGUUAUUCACUUUUUAUAUGGAAAUUUCCCAGGAAUCAUGAGGGUGAGUUUGAAAAUUGCCUCCUUCUGUAA
Messenger RNA from Hermetia illucens (black soldier fly), 861 nucleotides. Its product is annotated as probable cytochrome P450 9f2. Gene Ontology annotation, molecular function: oxidoreductase activity, acting on paired donors, with incorporation or reduction of molecular oxygen; heme binding; monooxygenase activity. The transcript has 3 exons. Lineage: Eukaryota; Metazoa; Arthropoda; Insecta; Diptera; Stratiomyidae. The record is from RefSeq and is a predicted model, not a curated record. The coding region runs from base 115 to 861 and encodes 248 amino acids.